UGUAGAUUACAGGAAAGAAAUAUUAUACAAGUUAUUUAAAUUAUAGUUUUAUAACGUAUAUAUUAAAAUUCCUAAACAAAAAACGAUAUUACAUUCAUUCUUACUUAAAAAUGUCGAAAAUUUUUACACCAACGAAUCAAAUAAGAUUAACCAAUGUUGCUGUGGUUCGUAUGAAAAAAGCAGGGAAGCGAUUUGAGAUUGCCUGUUACCGGAAUAAGGUUAUCUCGUGGAGAAAUAAACUAGAAAAAGAUAUUGAUGAAGUUUUACAGACACAUACAGUAUUUAUAAAUGUCUCUAAAGGUCAAGUAGCAAAGAAGGAAGACCUCGUAAAAGCUUUUGGUACUGAUAAUCAAACAGACAUUUGUAAAGAGAUUCUUACAAAAGGAGAACUUCAAGUUUCGGAUAAAGAAAGACACUCAGCCUUAGAUUCUAUGUUUAAAGAUAUUGCUACAACUGUUGCUAACAAAUGCAUAAAUCCAGAAACUAAACGUCCUUAUACAGUAACUAUGAUAGAAAAAGCUAUGAAAGAUAUACAUUUUUCAGUAAAGCCAAACCGAAAUGCAAAACAGCAGGCAUUAGAUGUAAUUCCUCAAUUAAAAGAUGUAAUGCCAUUGGAGCGGGCUCAAAUGAGACUCAGAGUUUUGGUCUCAGGCAAAGAAGCAAAAAAAUUAAGAGACAAAAUAGUAAAAUUAGUAACAAAACUAGAAACAGAAGAGUGGGAUAAUGGAACUUUAGAUUUGAUUUGCUUAAUUGAUCCUGGACAUUAUAGAGACAUAAAUGAACUAGUGAGGUCUGAAACCAAAGGUUCUGGAUUAUUGGAAUUACUUAAUUUAAAGGAAAUUGUUGAAGGGGAUGAAGUCUUGGAAUAAAUAAUUAAUUUUACUGAACGUUGUUAUCAUCUUAUAACCUUUUUUUUUACA
Molecule: messenger RNA, 920 nt
Organism: Eufriesea mexicana
Lineage: Eukaryota; Metazoa; Arthropoda; Insecta; Hymenoptera; Apidae
Gene: Sbds
Product: SBDS ribosome maturation factor
Exons: 2
Coding region: 111-869 (252 amino acids)
Biological process (GO): cytosolic ribosome assembly; ribosome biogenesis
Source: RefSeq, a predicted model, not a curated record